AUGUCAGACACCUCUCCGUUGGUGGUUACAUCGAAGGAAAACACCCCUGCUGCAAGCCAGAAAUCCAAAAUUGAUGCUGCAGGAACAGAAGUUGUUGCUACUGAUGGUACCACUGAAUCUGAGGAUUCAAAUAAGCCUUUAAACUAUAAUAGAAUAACGGAUGAUGAGUUAUAUAGGCAUUCUUCACAAUACAGAUUUUGGUCUUUCUCGAAGGAACAUCUGAGGGAGAAAAGAGACAUGACAAAUAAACUGGCUGUUGAAACGAUAGAGAAAGACCUGUUUGAUUUCAAAGCACUAAAUGAUCUUACUCCAGAGGAACUCAAUGCUUUAGAUACGAAAGCUGUACCUUUGACAACCGAGGAAGAAUUAAAAUUGAUAGAUUUUUACGCUAAGAAAGUUCAAGUGAUAUCACAACAUUUGAAUCUACCUACCGAAAUAAUCGCUACAUCAAUUUCAUUUUUCAGGAAAUUUUUUCUAGAGAACUCAGUGAUGCAAUUUGAUCCCAAGAAUUUAGUUCAUACGACUGUGUUUUUGGCCUGUAAAGCAGAAAAUUAUUUCAUUAGCGUGGACUCCUUUGCUAAAAAAGCUAAAUCUACAAGAGAGUCAAUAUUAAAAUAUGAAUUUAAAUUAUUAGAAAGUUUAAAGUUUACACUUUUAAUUCAUCAUCCUUAUAAACCAUUACAUGGGUUUUUCCUAGAUAUUCAGAAUAUUUUACAUGGUAAAGUUGAUUUGAAUUAUAUGGGUCAAAUUUAUGAUAGAACAAAGAAGAAAAUCACGCAAGCCCUGCUGACAGAUGCUGUAUAUCUAUAUACACCUCCACAAAUCACACUGGCUGUGUUAUUAAUUGAGGAUGAGCCGUUAAUAACGAAAUAUUUAGAAUUGAAAUUCGCCGACAACGAUAAUGAUGAUAACGGUAAUGAAGUGAAGAGGAAGAAGAAGAAUUCCAUUGAUUUAACAGUAUUACUAUCUGUAAUAAAAGAAUGUAAAGAUGUUAUUGAAAACCUACAAACGGUCUCCACAGAAGAUGCAAGGAAAAUUGCCGCCAAGAACUAUUUUUGCCAGAAUCCUAAAGCCUUAAUUCAGAAUUUGAAAAGGAAACAACAGCAAGCUGGAAGUAGUACAGAACCUGAACAAAAGAAGCAAAGAACUGAAUAA
This is a messenger RNA of Naumovozyma dairenensis CBS 421, 1155 nucleotides long. RefSeq names its product TFIIH complex kinase subunit CCL1 (gene CCL1). Lineage: Eukaryota; Fungi; Ascomycota; Saccharomycetes; Saccharomycetales; Saccharomycetaceae. The record is from RefSeq and is a predicted model, not a curated record. Gene Ontology annotation, biological process: regulation of cyclin-dependent protein serine/threonine kinase activity; DNA-templated transcription; regulation of transcription by RNA polymerase II. The transcript has a single exon. Bases 1 to 1155 code for a protein of 384 amino acids. Gene Ontology annotation, molecular function: cyclin-dependent protein serine/threonine kinase regulator activity. Gene Ontology annotation, cellular component: transcription factor TFIIK complex; nucleus.